AUGGAUGCUGCAAAUUUGGAGGCUUUUUUGCUCGUGAACGACUUCAAGGGCUUGCACUUCCCUCGUGCAGCCUUCUUGGGUUGCGCAGGGCGCCGGGAGGUGGUUUAUCCCAUCCAUGCUGCAGCCCUGAACGGUUGCCCACGGCUUCUGCAAUUGAUGCUGGGCGCUGGCGCGGAUCCAGACCAGAAGACCUCCUUUGGCCGCAAGGCCUUGGAUCUGGUGGAAGAAGCUCACUUUGAUGAGUCUCACUCCGAGGUCCUGGAAAUCCUCCGUCAACUUCAGGAUGAACGGGACGUGCGGCGAAGUCGGGACUUCGCCUCGCAGGGCUCACGCGACAGCAGCUCCUCAAAGCUGAGCAGUUUGUCAAAGCUUAGCAGCUCCUCGAAGCUGAGCCUCUGA
This is a messenger RNA of Durusdinium trenchii, 399 nucleotides long. The record is from the annotation of a GenBank genome assembly. NCBI's taxonomy places the organism in Eukaryota, Dinophyceae, Suessiales, Symbiodiniaceae.